UGACGUCAGAUCCAUAGACCGUUUUUCUCUGUUGAAAUCUGGCAACACGGCGAGACGGAGCUAGUCGAACAUGUUUGUUCUAACAGCGACUGAUCGACACACUCAAUGUGAUUAUAAUGUCUGACGUGCAAUUCAGAUGGACGGUUUUAGCAUACUGGCUUUAAUACCACAGAUUAAUUGAAAUAGGGGAUAAUUUGUAGUAGAAGCGAGGUAUCUGCAGCCUCGCAGGAAAUGUUGGGAAGCCAAGGGAUACAACCGGUCACGCUAGUCUUCAAUAACUCCAAGAACUGCUUUCUUCAGCUGUCAUCAAACUUCGCCACUCAUCUCUGUCUUCAUGAGAACCAGAUCCUGGAGCUGUCAUGGGGUGUUUCUGCACCCGUGUUCCUCAGCUGGAUCAGGUCCAGGUCUUCAGGUCCAGAGGACAGAGUUGAGAUCUGCAGACAACUGGGAGAGAAACUUGGGCUCAAGGAGGGAGAACAGGGGUAUCUGCGGCCGUGUCAUCAGGUGCAGUCAGUGCAGCAGGUGUUCGUAGAGCCUCUGUCUCCAGAUGACUGGGAGAUCCUGGCGCUGCACAGCAUGGCUCUGGAGCAGCGACUCUUGGAUCAGAUCCGAGUGGUCUUCAGUGAGGGUGUUUUUCCUGUGUGGGUGGACCAGCACACUGUCAUCUAUAUCAGGAUAGCAUCUCUCUCUCCAUCUGUUCCUUUCGGCCGACUGGAUCAGUUCACUGAGCUUGUUGUCUUCUCAAAACUACAUCCAGGAGGUGAACAAUUGCUCCACACUCGAUCAGAAGAGCCAAGCCAAUAUCUGCAACACCAGAGCACUGAUGUCACGUCUUCCCCCAGCUCAGUUGUCCAUCAGGAUCCCCUCAGUGAUCAUCUGGAGAGUCAGAGUGAAGGCCACUGGGGAGGAAUAGCUGAUCUGAAAAGCCUGGUUAGAUACCUGUUUACAAGAGGAUUUGAGCCUGCAAAAGAGAAUGUCACAGUUCCCACAAUUCCCACCAUCCUGAAAGACUGUAUCCUCCGGACCUGUGGAACCCCUCCUAGGUCUGUCAGCCAUCUAGGCUCAUGUCACGGAGAUGUCCAUAUACUGCCAUGGAACCUGCAAGAGAACUGGAAUCCAGGGCAGUCUGCACUAACAUACGGCAGGCUUUCAAAAAUCCUUUCUCCUAAAGAACUCAGGGAGAAAGUCAAGCAGGCCAUGGAGAAGAAGAAGAUCAGAGAUGGACCUCACAAAUGGAACGACACAGAGGAACAUAAGGAGAACGUUGUUGUGGUCAGAAUGCUUUGUCACAACAUAAAAAGGCUGCAGGAGGACCAGAAAUUCAAUAAAUGUGAAGACAUUUACUCUGGUAGAGUUUGGAUCCCAAAGGUACUGCAGAGGCGUUUGAAGAUAGACCCUCGAUCAGCUGUGAGGAUUCAGCCUUUGAAAUCAAUGCCAAGAGUUGCAGAAGCAGUCAUGGUGCAGCCAUUAAAACCGUUGGCAGAGGGUGAAAAAGAAGAAGAUAUUCAGACUGCAUUCCUCAACUGGUUACAUGCUCAGAGCCAUCAGCCUUUGACCUGUCUGACAGGCCGCACUAACGUCAUUCUCUUACCCUGUGCUGAAGGAAAAGAAGAGUUUGUCUUGACUGUGCUAAAACCAGAGCAACAGCAAGAGGAUGAAAUGUUCUUUCUAUCAACCAGUUUACUAAAGAAAACAAAUGUGCAGAUUGUCAGAGAGCCACAUGAUUCUGACCACAACGGCUCUGAUAAUGAUAAGGAAGAUCCACAUCUUGGCUUUCCCUCCCUCAGCUCUCUUGGUGGGGUAGAGGACAUCAGCAGGUCGGCUUUCGAGCACAUCUCUCACGCUCUAAUGGGAGGUCCUCUCUCGCGUGAACUGGUUUCCACAGGACGGGGACUGAGGGGCGGAGCUCUGCUCAUCACAGGUGCAAAGGGCAGUGGUAAAUCUUCUCUCUCCAGAGCACUGUGUCGAAAGGCCAGUGAACAGCUGGAUGCCCAUGUUCAAGUUGUGUACUGUAAGACACUGAAAGGUAAGAGAGCAGACACAAUCAGACAGAGGUUGGAAGAGGUUUUUGAGCAGGCGGUCUGGAGACAGCCCUCAGUGGUCCUGCUGGAUGACCUGGAUCACGUGACCGGUGCCGCAACCUCACCUGAGCACGAGCAUGGGCCAGAGGCAGUACUGCGGCAGCACAUCGCACAGAGUCUGAGGGAUUUGGUGGAUGAGAUGGUGGUGUGCUCCAGUCUCGUAGCUCUGAUGGUCACAGCACAGAGUGAACAUGCCCUUCAUCAGACUCUGACUGCAGUGCAGGGUUCACACUUCUUCCAAGGUUUCUGCAAGAUCCAAACACCAGAUCAGGCUCAGAGGGUUGAGAUUCUAAGGUCUUUAAUAGCCAAAAAGAACUUCCAGGACUGUCAAACUACUCUUGACCUAGACAGUGUUGCCAGAGAAACAGAAGGAUUCAUGCCACAAGACCUGAACCUGCUGCUCGAGAGGGCCAUCCAUGCCAACACUCUACACAGCAGGAGCAAUGGCAGCUCUGAAGAUCUGAACUAUAAGGACUUCAGACAGGCCCUUCAGGGCUUCACCCCACCCUCCCUCUGGGGGGCUCAGCUGCAGACUCCCAGCGGGGCCGGCAUGGAGCGUAUCGGGGGACUUCAUCAGGCACGUCAGCUCCUGAUGGACAUCAUACUGCUGCCAGCUAAGUACCCGCUGCUCUUCUCCAGUCUGCCCUUGCGUCAGUGCUCUGGUGUGCUGCUCUAUGGAGCUCCUGGCACAGGCAAGACGCUGCUGGCUGGAGCUGUUGCCAAAGAGAGCGGCAUGAACUUCAUCAGCAUCAAGGGUCCUGAACUCCUCAGCAAGUAUAUUGGUGCCAGUGAGCAGGCGGUUAGAGAUGUGUUUCAGAGGGCUCAACAAGCUAAACCUUGCAUACUGUUCUUUGAUGAGUUUGACUCUCUGGCCCCUCGAAGGGGUCAUGACAACACAGGGGUAACUGACCGUGUGGUUAAUCAGCUGCUUACUCAGCUGGAUGGAGUGGAAGGACUGACAGGGGUGUAUGUGUUGGCUGCCACCAGCCGUCCUGACCUGAUUGAUCCUGCUCUUUUGAGACCCGGGAGACUGGACAAAUCUCUCUACUGCCCUCCUCCUGAUCGGGAGGCCCGGCUGGAGAUCCUGAAGGCUUUGACUCAUUUUGUGCCACUGGCUGCAGAUGUGGACUUGGAGCAGAUUGCUGUGGCAACAGAGCUGUUCACUGGAGCUGACCUAAAGGCCCUUCUCUAUAACGCUCAGCUAGAGGCGAUCCACAGCAGCCUGGGGCCCAACAUUCUCCAUGUGUGUUACACACAAACUCAAACAUGCACACAUACAGAUAAAACCCUAACCCCAAGAUUACUAGCUAACCUAUAUGGAUUUUUCAGUGGCUGUGAUGAAUCAUCUCUAGUGCAGACUGGCCCCAGUAAGCCUGGCUCUGUCAUAUGCCAAACUCACCUGAUCUCUGCUUUGGCUAACACUCGAGCAUCUGUCAGCAGAGAAGACUGGAGGAGAUACACUGAACUAUAUGAGUCUUAUGGAGCCUCAAAGGAAGGCAAGUCUCAGAGCACUGCUUCGUUUAAAGCAGGUCAGCGGGUGACAUUGGCUUAA
This is a messenger RNA of Sinocyclocheilus anshuiensis, 3633 nucleotides long. RefSeq names its product peroxisome biogenesis factor 1-like. Lineage: Eukaryota; Metazoa; Chordata; Actinopteri; Cypriniformes; Cyprinidae. The record is from RefSeq and is a predicted model, not a curated record. The transcript is spliced from 23 exons. Gene Ontology annotation, cellular component: peroxisomal membrane; cytosol; peroxisome. Gene Ontology annotation, molecular function: ATP binding; ATP hydrolysis activity. Gene Ontology annotation, biological process: protein import into peroxisome matrix. The coding region runs from base 232 to 3633 and encodes 1133 amino acids.